CAUAUGGCUCCUACUCGCUGCCGAGAGGAAGUGUUGCUUUGUUGUGAACAGGCGGCGCUGCGGCCGGCGGAAGAGGAGGUCGCCCAGCCCAGUCUCUGUCCGUUGGUGCACAGAAGCGGGGAGAGAGGGGAGGAAGAGAGAGAGGAACGGGAAGGAGAAAGACGGCGCUGCUUAGGGAAAGGAAAGGCUGCUAUAAUGGCCGCCAAGUCGGAUGGGGUGAUAAAAAUUAAAAAGAGCGAUGUGGCGUUCACGCCGCUGCAGAACUCGGACCACUCGGGCUCGGUGCAGGGGCUCGCUCCGGGAUCGCAGCCGGACUCGGGGACGGGAGAGGGGGACUUCGUGAAUGCAGACUCGCGCUGCUGCGGCUCCUCCUCGACGUGCCUCCGUCUCGGCAGGGAACAGCAGAAGUGGACGGUUUGGGACGCUCUCUGGAUUCUAGCCGCGGUUGCGGUCUAUCUCGCCGAUGUGGGGACGGAUAUUUGGCUUUCCGUCGAUUAUUACCUCCGUCGCGACUACUGGUGGUUCGGCCCCACGUUGUUUUUUGUGGUGCUCGGUUCAUUCACGGUCCAGGUCUUCAGUUUUAGGUGGUUCGUCCAGGAUUUCAGCACCGAGGAGAGCUCAAGCGCCGCCAAUUGCUCUCACAUGGACGGCAAGCUUUUGAGCGGCUCGGCUUCUCACGGCGACGUGGGCGCCCACCCGUCUACACCCCAGAGACAGGCGUCUACCGCCAGCAAGAGCAAUACCACAACCAACAGCACCAACAGCAGCACCGCGACCCGGACUAACAAGAAAAGGUCGACGUCCUGCUCGUUCUGCGUUUGGUUCAUGCAGUCGGUCAUUCAUGUCCUGCAGCUGGGGCAGGUCUGGAGGUACUUCCGCACGCUGUACCUGGGCGUGCGGAGCAGGCGCAGCGGGGAGCAGGAGAGGUGGAGGUUCCACUGGAUGAUGGUGUACGAGUACGCUGACGUCAGCAUGCUGCACCUCCUCGCCACCUUCCUGGAGAGCGCCCCCCAGCUGGUCCUCCAGCUCUGCAUCAUCAUCCAGACCCACACACUGCAGGCCCUGCAAGGUAUCACGGCCGCCGCGUCGCUGGUGUCCCUGGCCUGGGCCCUGGCGUCCUACCAGAAGGCCCUGCGCGACAGCCGGGACGACAAGAAGCCGCUGAGCCACCUGGCGGUGAUCCUGCAGUUCUGCUGGCAUUUCUUCACCAUCGCGGCCCGCGUCAUCACCUUCGCCCUCUUCGCCUCCGUGUUCCAGCUCUACUUCGGCAUCUUCAUCGUGCUGCACUGGUGCAUCAUGACCUUCUGGAUCGUGCACUGCGAGACGGAGUUCUGCAUCAGCAAGUGGGAGGAGAUCGUCUUCGACAUGGUGGUGGGCGUCGUCUACAUCUUCAGCUGGUUCAACGUGAAGGAGGGCCGCACCCGCUGCCGGCUCUUCAUCUACUACUUCAUCAUCCUGCUGGAGAACGCGGCGCUGAGCGCCCUGUGGUACCUGUACCGCUCGCCGGCCAGCACCGAGGCCUUCGCCGUUCCUGCGCUCUGCGUCAUCUUCAGCAGCUUCCUCACCGGAGUCCUCUUCAUGCUCAUGUACUACGCCUUCUUCCACCCCAACGGCCCGCGCUUCGGCCGCUCGGCCAGCUGCAUCCUGGAUGACCCGGCCGCCACCUUCUCCCUGCCCCCUGAGGGCGCCACCAACUCGCUGCGCUCCAACAGGGGCGGGGCCGAGCGGGACGCCAAGUACGCCGAGCGGGACGGCUGCGCGCCCGUCUUUCAGGUGCGCCCCACCGCCCCCUCCACGCCCUCCUCCCGCGCCCCCAGGCUGGAGGAGACGGUCAUUAAGAUCGACCUGUGCAGGAACAGGUACCCAGCCUGGGAGCGGCACGUGCUGGACAGAAGCAUCCGGAAGGCCGUGCUGGCGGUGGACGCGACCGCCGCCCCUCCCCGGCUGCAGUACAAGGACGACGCCCUGAUGCAGGAGCGGCUGGAGUACGAGACCACGCUGUAGGAUCCCCCUCGGCUCCCGGGACGCCCCCCCGUGGACGGGACAGAGAGCGGUCAGCUCGGGUCAGCAGCAGGACUCUGGCAAUAAAACGUGAGACCCCCCCCCUCUGUACAUAGAGCUCAACCCUGAUGUUUGACUGUCACGGGCUGAAAGUAGGAGAGAUUUAUUAGCUGAUUGAUUGAUCAAUGUUUUUUUUAAAUCGGUUCUCAAAUCUUUAUUCAGAUUUUUUUUACUGGUGUCUGUCAGGGAUCGUGUUAUUUAGUUGAAUGGCCACUGUGCUGUAACACGCAGUGACCCACACAAGCUCUCCGACCCAGGUUCGAGGUCUCCUUCCAUACUGCGGAGGACCAGAGGAACCUUCUGAGCCGGUUCCAAAACCCAGCCACUAAAGUCAGUUUACAGUGAAAUCAUCUCUGGUGUAGCUCACAGGAGGAACACACGCGUACAAACACACACGCACACACAAGCGCACACACACACACAGAAAAAGAUACA
Molecule: messenger RNA, 2496 nt
Organism: Megalops cyprinoides (Indo-Pacific tarpon)
Lineage: Eukaryota; Metazoa; Chordata; Actinopteri; Elopiformes; Megalopidae
Product: XK-related protein 4-like
Exons: 3
Coding region: 4-2004 (666 amino acids)
Biological process (GO): phosphatidylserine exposure on apoptotic cell surface; engulfment of apoptotic cell; apoptotic process involved in development
Cellular component (GO): plasma membrane
Source: RefSeq, a predicted model, not a curated record